CUCCCGCGGGACAGAGACGGAGAGGACGCUGAGCUGCUGAGACUGUGCUGGACGCUGCUGGACUCCGCGUCCGUGAUCACACGGGGCUGGCUUCCGAUGGGGGCGCAGGCGAGCACGCCCUGCAGCUCCCCGAGCCUGCCCUGCGCCAGGAGCGUGAACGCAGACUGGAUGGCGGCCCUGUGCUCCCGGCUCUGGGACGUGCCCCUGCACCACCUCUCCCUCCCAGGGAGCCACGACACGAUGACGUACUGCCUGAACAAGAAGUCCCCCAUUGCCCACAACGAGUCUUGGAUGCUGCGGCUUCUGAGCAAGGUCCUGCCAUGCGUUACCCGCCCCGUGGUGCUCAAGUGGUCCGUCACCCAGGUGCUGACCGUCACGGAGCAGCUGGACGCCGGGGUGCGGUACCUGGACCUGAGGAUCGCGCACAUGGUCGAGGGCUCGGAGAAGAACCUGCACUUUGUCCACAUGGUGUACACGACCGCGCUGGUGGAGGACACGCUGACCGAGAUCUCCGAGUGGCUGGAGAACCACCCCCGGGAGGUGGUCAUCCUGGCGUGUAGGAACUUUGAGAGGAUGACGGAGGAGCUGCACGAGUACCUGGUCACCUGCAUCAAGAACAUCUUUGGGGACAUGCUGUGUCCCCGCGGGGAGGUGCCGACGCUGCGCCAGCUGUGGUCGCGGGGCCAGCAGGUCCUCGUGUCCUACGAGGAGGAGGCGUCCGUGAGCCGGCACCCGCAGCUGUGGCCCGCGAUCCCCUACUGGUGGGGGAACCAGGUGAAGCCCCAGGACCUCGUCCGCUACCUGGAGCGCAUGAAGAGCUGCGGCCGCCCAGGCGGGCUGUUCGUGGCCGGCAUCAACCUGACGGAGAACCUGGAGUACGUGCUCGUACACCUGUCCGCCUCCCUGGAGCGGAUGACGCUGCCGGGGCUGCCGUACCUGUGCGCCUGGGUGCGGGGACAGCGCCCGGGGCCGGGCGCGCGCUGCACCAACAUCAUCGCCGGCGACUUCAUCGGGGCCGACGCCUUCGUCAGCGACGUCAUAGGGCUGAACGCGAAGCUGCUGCGGGGCUGACGGCGCCCGCGUCGUGGUCCGUCCCCGGGGAUGCGGGUGAGCAGAGCGGCGGGGCCGGGCCGCAGCUCCCGCGCCUCCGCCCCGACGCGGGCGCCCCGCGCACUCCCGGCCCUUUGUUCCUGGUCCUCCGUGUCUCUGCGGGCGGAUCCCGCGUGCGCGGUGAUGACUACAGGUGACUAUACGAUCACAUCCUCGAGGAGACUCGCCUGGACCCGGGGGGUGUGGGCGCAGCCCCGGCUGUGCUGUGCUUGCGGGUGGGAGAGGCCCAGGCAUCCGCUCGCCGGGGACAGAGAGCCGUGGACAGUGGCCCGCAGCUUGAGGGGCGAUGAUAUCCUGUCCGUAGGGAGGGACUGGGCACGUUAGAAUCCCAGCGAGAAGACCCUUUUAUUAGAUAACGGGGAAUAACCUGAGUCUAACGGAAUCACAGCGACGGCCUUUCCCUCCGGCCAGCGGGUCGUGCUUGGGGGAUGGAGUGGAGACCACGGCACGUGGUCAAUAAUUCCAACUCAGUGACCAGAGUCUCCCAGGCGUCCGACCAUGAUAACCUCACAUUGGUGUCAGGAAGGGCUCAACAUGGAUCAUUUAAUUCUGGAGAAUAAUUAAAAGAUAUUG
Messenger RNA from Hippopotamus amphibius kiboko, 1683 nucleotides. It is a transcript of the gene PLCXD1, whose product is annotated as phosphatidylinositol specific phospholipase C X domain containing 1. Gene Ontology annotation, biological process: lipid metabolic process. The transcript is spliced from 7 exons. The coding region runs from base 97 to 1071 and encodes 324 amino acids. Lineage: Eukaryota; Metazoa; Chordata; Mammalia; Artiodactyla; Hippopotamidae. Gene Ontology annotation, molecular function: phosphoric diester hydrolase activity. The record is from RefSeq and is a predicted model, not a curated record.